Haemorhous mexicanus (house finch) is the source of this 2174-nucleotide messenger RNA. RefSeq names its product saccharopine dehydrogenase (putative) (gene SCCPDH). NCBI's taxonomy places the organism in Eukaryota, Metazoa, Chordata, Aves, Passeriformes, Fringillidae. Gene Ontology annotation, biological process: glycolipid biosynthetic process. The coding region runs from base 43 to 1368 and encodes 441 amino acids. Gene Ontology annotation, cellular component: plasma membrane; lipid droplet; mitochondrion. The transcript is spliced from 12 exons. The record is from RefSeq and is a predicted model, not a curated record.
GCGCUGCCCGGCGCCGCCGCCAGUACGAAGGCUGCUCGCCCCAUGGCGGUCCGCAGUAGCGCCAUGGCGGCCGGGCGGGUCUACGACAUCGUGGUGUUCGGCGCGUCGGGCUUCACCGGCCAGUUCGUGGUGGAGGAGGUGGCGCGGGCGGCGGCGGCGACGGCCGCCGGCGAGGGGCAGCUGUGCAGCGGCCGCCUGCGCUGGGCCGUGGCCGGGCGGAGCCGCGAGAAGCUGCAGGCGGUGCUGGAUCGGGCGGCCGAGCGGCUGGGGAAGGCGGCGCCCGGGGAGGAGGUCGGCGUGCUGCUCUGCGAUGUGGGCGACGCGGGCUCGCUGGCCGCCAUGGCGAAGCAGACCCGAGUGGUGCUCAACUGCGUGGGCCCGUAUAGAUUCUUUGGAGAACCUGUGGUCGAAGCUUGUGUUGAAAAUGGUGCAAGCUGCAUUGACAUUAGUGGAGAACCCCAGUUUCUGGAAGGAAUGUACCUGAAAUACAAUGAGAGAGCUGCAGAAAAGGGAGUAUAUGUCAUUGGAAGCUGUGGCUUUGACUCCAUACCAGCGGAUAUGGGAGUACUGUACACCAGAGAUAAGCUGAAAGGUACCUUAACUGCUGUUGAGAGUUUCCUGUCGGUGAAAUCUGGGCCUGAGGGUCUUGGUGUACAUGAUGGGACCUGGAAAUCAGCUGUCUAUGGCCUUGCAGAUGAAGCCAGCCUGAAGAAGCUUCGAAAACAGAUAGGAUAUGCCCCUGUUCCAGUAGUUGGUGCAAAGCUUAAAAAAAGAGGAUUUAUGUUUUACAGUCCGGAAUUCAAGGAGUACUGCCUUACAUUCAUGGGAUCUGAUGGCUCUGUUGUGAAACGGACUCAGCGCUAUUUGCACACCGAGUUGCAGCAAACGCCUGUCCAGUAUGGUGCUUAUGUGACUGUAGGUGGUCUUGGCUCUGUUAUCAAGCUGAUGUUUCUGGGCAUGUUAUUUCUUCUUCUGGUGAAGUUUAACUUUGGAAGAAAACUUCUGACAAAAUACCCAGAAUUUUUCUCUGCUGGAUGCUUCACAAAGAAAGGACCAACCCAGAAGCAGAUGGAUGGAACCUCUUUUACAAUGACUUUUUUUGGUGAGGGUUACAGUGAGGGACAAGAUCCCCAGAAUGGCAAACCAAAUGUGAAGAUCUGCACUGAAGUGAAAGGACCAGAGCCUGGAUAUGUUGCUACACCAAUUGCAAUGGUUCAAGCAGCUCUAUCUCUUCUGGAAGAUGCAGCUUCUCUGCCUAAACGGGGUGGUGUAUAUUCUCCAGGAGCUGUCUUCUCGAAAACAAAACUGAUUGAUCGCCUCAACAAGCGUGGUGUUGAGUUCUCUGUUAUUAGCAAGCCUGAAGUCUGAAGUCAGAACAUAACUGUACGAACUAACCCCUUUCCUGGGUCUAACUCUAAUAAAACCCAUUUGGCUGCAAAAGCCUAAUCAUAAAACAGUUUCACUAUGCUAUUGUUUGCAGCAGACACAGAAGAAAGUUCGAGUUAAAAGCUAUAAUAGUAUUUGCUAUAGUGAGCAAACCCCUGAAGGGUCGGUAUUAAUUCACAGACAUAUUAAAUUGGUAACUUCUUGGGUACUAAUUCUGGAAUCUUAAUCUUAUUAUCUAAGUUCAAGUUCCUACUUCAUGGACCCACUGUACUAUCUGCUUCACAAGUAAGCAUAGCUGCCUUGCUUUGCCCCAUUCUGCAACUAUGUAAAGCAGGCAGCCUGGAAACAGAAGUGCCUUAGCAGAUAAGCUACUAGUUAUUCCUAAUGUGUGUUUGGUAUAUGUCUUUAUUACAUCUUCAAUUAAUCUUUCCUUUAUUUAAUAAUUGUUCUUAGUGCAGAUCUAUGUGUAGUUUCUGUAGUUAGGUAAGUAGUCAUGAACUGUAUUGUGCUUUUGCUUCUGUGAAGAAGGAGGCUUGUUCUGUUGACUGUUUUUGGAAUCUGACCUGAUGUGAUCCAGCUUCUGGGUGCACUGGCCUGUUUCACACUACUUGAUACUGUGGUUGAUAAGCCUGCUUUUUGUUGUUAGCCUAAGAAUUAUGAGAGUGUCUUGUCCUACUGUCUGGGUUUGUAUUUGUGGGCAAUGGAAACUUUGAGUCACGGGAAUAUUUGAAAAGUAACCUUCAUGAUUUUCAGGAGUGUGAAUACAUUAAAUUCUGUUUCCGUGUAAA